Messenger RNA from Coccidioides immitis RS, 2158 nucleotides. RefSeq lists its product as uncharacterized. The transcript is spliced from 2 exons. The coding region runs from base 62 to 1657 and encodes 531 amino acids. Lineage: Eukaryota; Fungi; Ascomycota; Eurotiomycetes; Onygenales; Onygenaceae. The record is from RefSeq and is a predicted model, not a curated record.
CGCAGAGUUUUCCCCUGCAUUUGGAAUUGGUUUUGGCCCGCCCCGGUGCUUUUAGAGCACAAUGACUUCGCCACCUGAAGCUCCAAAUCCCCUUCGCCCGUACUACGUUCCCCCUUCCAUUGGGCUGCCUGCUGGGCAAUCGGUCUCGAAGAUCUCGCCCAAUGGGCCUCCAUCAGCGGCAUCAGGGAAUAUAACCAGCUUCGGGAGUUCUGCUCGUGAAAUCUUCUCCGAUUUUGAUUACUCCGAUUACCUGGGAGAGUCCUCUCCGUCGGUGGCGGAGUCCAUCAAACAGCUUCUCGAAAGCGCAUUAUGGAGAUAUUCCCGCGUUCUGAUAUCACAGCCCUUCGAGGUUGCAAAGACGAUUCUCCAGGUUUACGUUGUUCAAGAUGAACAAGAGAUAAGGGCGCUGGACGAGAGACGGGGACAGGAUCGAAGUUAUAGGGAGAGCAUCUACACAGAUCAAUCUUCAUACUCAUCUGACGAUGAGGAUAGCUACUUUGCACCAGCAGCACCGGCUGCCUCCGCUUCUGCGUCGCGUACCCGCCGCCCGCCUCAUCGAAUUACGGAUCGGGGUGGUUACAUCCCGCAGUCCACUAAGCCCGGCUAUAUGCUUAAGAUCAAGGACCCCUCUGCCCUCUUUGAUGUACUUGCACAGCUAUGGACAACAAAUGGACCAACAUCUAUUUGGAAGGGCUCGACUUCGACAUUUGUCUACUCUUUACUCCUUCCGACUUUGAAUACGUUCAUUCGAAGUCUUCUUUCAGCGAUUAUCGGCUAUCCGGAGGAUAGCUUCUCGACCAUCCUUGAAUCCGAUAUCUUGACAUCUACGUCUCCAGGAGCUGCUUUAGUCCUUACCUGUCUUUCGGCAGCCCUGGCUUCCAUCGUGUUAUCCCCCGUUGAUACCGCAAGGACAUACUUAAUCUUAAGCCCCGUGGGGCACGGCCCGGGUUCGCUUUUCAGAGCUAUCCGUCAACUUCCCACGCCUAAUUAUCUAAUUCCUCCCCAUUUACUCCCAAUUACGAUCCUCUCCUCCACGCUUCCAACACUACUCGCGAACAGUACCCCACUUUUCCUCAAAUCCUAUCUUUCUUUGGACCCGGUCCUUAACCCUUCAAGCUGGGGCCUCUUUACUCUCAUGGCUUCCGGUCUGGAACUAGGAGUACGCAUUCCACUAGAAACAGUUUUAAGGCGAGCUCAAAUAGCGACCUUCACGUCUCCGGUGUUGAGGCAGCAGAGCAUCACACGUACUACUGUAUCCGCGUCAUCGUCUUCACAAGAGAACGUCACCUCCGCUAUACAAACGGUUGUACCUACACCAGACACAUAUCGUGGUAUCGUUGGGACAAUGUGGAGUAUUGUCUACGAAGAAGGCACGGACGGAGGGGCUGAAGCUGUUGCGAUUGAACGAGUGUUGGGCCGGCCGCCAGAGCCUACAACGGCCGGGCCCGCGGGCAGAGUGCCGAGACGCCGCAGGGGCCAGGGAAUAAGGGGUCUUUAUCGCAGCUGGCGAUUAGAGAUGUGGGGUAUUGUUGGAAUCUGGGGCUCCGGGUUUCUGGGAGCUCUUCUGGGACCUGGUGACGAGGAGGUGCUAGUAGAGUCUGGAGCCGCUAUGGGCCUUGGGCCUGUUGGCGGUCGAGGGAGUGCUGGGGCCUUUUAGGCCGCCUCAUAUCCGGUUUUGCGCUGCUGCAUCUAGUCGAAUGCAGCUGUAUCCUUUUACUGAGAUAUCCACUACCACCAUUCAGCUCCUAUAUAAUCGCGUGUCAGGGGGGUUUUCUAACCCGGUGGCAUAUUCCUUGUUGGGUCUCGAACUUUCUAGCGAAGUACGAAGAGCCAGGUAUAUUCUCCAGUUUCGUGUGAGUUUUUGACGACGAUGGUGUGUUUUCCACAGUGUACUAUUAGCAUGACUUUGGCGCGCCCGCUCGACAUCAUCCCAGCUCCCCUCAACUUCCUUGCUCUUUUGUAAGGCACUUCUACUUUCUGUUUUUUGACUUGUUCUUCUGCUCCCCCGUUUUUUUUUUUUUUUUUUUUUUUUUUUGUUUAAUUUUUUUUUUUAAAAAAAAUUGGAGGACUCAUUUAGAUCGGACGGUGUUGAGAAGCGCAUAUUGUUUUUAAGAUUACUUGGGCGGCAUAAUUGGAAUUCUGAUGAUUUCAUUUCACA